Molecule: messenger RNA, 1774 nt
Organism: Choloepus didactylus (southern two-toed sloth)
Lineage: Eukaryota; Metazoa; Chordata; Mammalia; Pilosa; Megalonychidae
Gene: SMIM48
Exons: 2
Coding region: 303-668 (121 amino acids)
Source: RefSeq, a predicted model, not a curated record
CAGCUGCCAUGGAAACAAACCAGGCUGCGCAGAGACUUACCAGCCGCGCGUCCGGGGGCUGGAACAGGGCGAGCCAACCUCUGCAACAGGCGGGGGGCGGAAGGAGGAGGCGGGGGGAGCGGCGCCUUCGCUGAGAGGCCCAGCGGACCCUGCAGAGGCCCCCCGACUCCGCUGGCUCCGCCCCCAGCCGCCCCCUCCCGAGUAGGAGAACAACAACCGCGGUCGCUGCAGCCGCGCACUGCGCUGUCGUUCCGGAGACCACCGCCGAGACCCGCAGGACGACCUUCCCGCGGACCUCGCCAAUGGCUGACGGACCCUUCCAGCGCAAGCCCUGGGGACCCGAGCAGAUUGGCCCGGACCCCGACUCGGACUCCGAAGGCCUGUUUGACAAGCCUCCCCCGGAAGAGCCCCCCGCAGCCCGCGCGCCCAGGUCGACGUCGGCCGCGAGCAACAAGGCUGGUCGGCGCGCAGGCUGGAAGGCGCAGGGGGCCCGCGCCGGGCAGCCCCUCAAGGCCGCCGCCCGCCCCCCGCCCAAGGAGGAGGCUCCCCCUCAGGACGAGGGCUGCUAUCUCGACCACUUUCCGCACCUCUCCAUCUUCAUCUACGCGGCCAUCGCCUUCUCCAUCACCUCUUGCAUCUUUACCUAUAUCCAUUUACAGCUCGCCUGAGCAGCCCGGGCGGGACGCGGUCGGCGCAGGGCCGCGGGUGAAGCGGGGAAAGGGCUCGGCAUUUUGCGUUUUGGGGACGCGUUGCACCCCCUUCAUCUAGCUUUCGAUGCUUGUUUCUUUUCUUCUUUGCUUGUCACUCUGUCUAAUUGUCCAUCAGUAGGAAGGUGCAAAGUAGCUGUCGGCAAUGGAAUAAGGGUGCUGUUUGCACCUGGAGAUUUGGAGGGAGGGGCACAGUCAACCCCCAGCGUUUAGAAUUCCGGGGUGCGGUUGAACCUGUUUACGAUUAAGAUAAUGUUCCAGGACCUUAUCUCUUGGUGAGCUGGGGCCACGCGCAGGGAGCCCAUCAUUUUGUGUUUGGGGUGCGCACAGCAAACCCAACCUUUUGUUCUUUAAGGGAUGAGCCAGACCCCGGCCCGCGGCCUUCCAGAGAGGGCCCCGCGGGGAGGGUUGACGCCCUGGCCGGGGCUGGGCUGGAGCCCUGUGAUGCUGCAUGGCCCUCGGGGGGAGCCGGUUCUGCUCGGGAGCUGGCGAGGGGAAAGCACUCGGAGAGCGGGAGGCAGUGGAGCGGAGCGCGCAGCGGACGCCGCGGGAGCGCUAGACCGGGUUUUGCUGCUGCUGCUGCUGAGUCGGACCAAGCCCCACAGCUGUGAAGACUGUAUCAUCAAGAAGGCAAGCUCCGGACGGAUCCUGGACUGCUAGGGACCCGCGGCUGCAGACAGCGCGGGACGCAGGCCCAGAGCGUGUCCCAUGCGCGGAAUGAGACUGCGGGGGCCCUGGCUGGGGUCGGCGGGAGGGCAGGCGGCGGCGGCGGCGGCCUCAUCCUGUGGGAUCCAAGACGAAGGGGGUGGGAUUUGACACUGAAAAGUGUUUGUCCUGAAACCCGACCCCGAGGGAUUUGUAUCUCAGACCCAGAAGGCCUAAUAUGAGAGUUAUUCACCCACCUACGAGAGUUAUUCACCUACCUGCACACUUCUGUGUACCCAUGAAUAUUAAAUGUUCAAUGUUAAAAAUGUUAAAUGCACACUUGAACAGUGUAUGUUUUACUUGGAAAUGUCUGUGAUUGUGGUACCUCUGAUGGAAUAAAUCUCUUUUUUCAGUCUCCUCUA